AUGGCGUCCCGCGUCUCCUCCGGCGGCGCCGAGACGGGAGGUGCUCCCGUGCCGGUUUCGGCCGCCCGGCGGAACGGAAAUGGGAAAGAAACUGAUGCACUUCAAUAUUUGCAGGUCCUUCGUGAUUCAUCAGAAAGCAUGGCAGAAUUUGUUGAUCGGAAUCGCCAAUCUUUGUCCAUGUUAAGUGCCGUGCUUCUUAGUCUCGUGCCAUGGAUGCAAGUGAGCAGGUCCAGACCUCUGCUUUUGACAGUUAAGCCUGCAGUGUUUGCUACUGCAGUGGGCAUGGCAACGCUCCUACAUUUUUUGUUAUUGGCAUUCAACAUCAUUUCAGUGAAGAGCCUCUCAGUUGUUUCUGGUGGUGACAAGUCCAUUUUCUCAAAGAAUGAAAAUGCUCGUGCAGUCAUAAUAGUUUCUAGUCAGAAAACUCUUCCUGUAUUGGUUGCUGUGGUCGAACAGCUCCACGGAGCACUAGGCGAGCCUGGACUUUUGGUCCUACCCUGCGUUGCUGCGCAUAUUAUUCAGAUUAUCAUUGAUUCGUUUAUUGUAAACCUAUGGCUGAGGAAGGAUCAAAUGUCUGCUGCGACAAAAGAAGUUUAGAGCCUUCAUAACUACUACAAAAAUUGAUCUGCAUACUAAAACUGAUUGCCUUGAUUUUUAAGCUCAUACUUCUUUUAGAUGACCUUUGUUAACGUUGUCAGGCUGUGCGUUGUUUAUGAUUACUUUGUAUGAAUGUUUAUGCCUAAAUCCUCAUCUCCAA
Zingiber officinale is the source of this 757-nucleotide messenger RNA. RefSeq names its product probable sodium/metabolite cotransporter BASS4, chloroplastic. The transcript has 7 exons. Gene Ontology annotation, cellular component: chloroplast envelope. The record is from RefSeq and is a predicted model, not a curated record. NCBI's taxonomy places the organism in Eukaryota, Viridiplantae, Streptophyta, Magnoliopsida, Zingiberales, Zingiberaceae. The coding region runs from base 1 to 597 and encodes 198 amino acids.